Synchiropus splendidus (mandarinfish) is the source of this 2739-nucleotide messenger RNA. RefSeq names its product LIM domain only 4a (gene lmo4la). The record is from RefSeq and is a predicted model, not a curated record. Bases 180 to 683 code for a protein of 167 amino acids. The transcript is spliced from 5 exons. NCBI's taxonomy places the organism in Eukaryota, Metazoa, Chordata, Actinopteri, Syngnathiformes, Callionymidae.
UUCUCUGUUCUCCUGCGUACCUGACUCACCCGAAGACUGGGCAGAGUGGGCUGAAGCCGCUCCGCUGUGGAGAUAUUUGUUCCAGCGGCCGAAACGAGAGUUGCGUUCCGUGAGAGCGACUACCGCGACUUUACCGCUCGGCGCAGCCUCUUUCCUCUUCACGUAGUUCUGGAGCUGCGAUGGUGAACAGCAGGGUGGAGGUUCCCACGGUGGCAGUGAUGGGCGGCGGGGCGACGGCGGGCAGGUCCUGUGCAGGAUGUGGAGGGCGAAUUGCUGACCGUUUCCUGCUGUUCUCCAUGGAGCAGUACUGGCACACGCGCUGCCUCAAGUGCUCGUGCUGCCAUGCUCAGCUGGGCGAGUACAGCAGCACUUGCUACAGCAAAGGAGGGAUGAUCCUCUGCAAGAACGACUACAUCAGGUUGUUCGGACACAGUGGAGCCUGCAGCGCCUGUGGACAGUCCAUUCCUGCCAGUGAAAUGGUCAUGCGCGCCCAAGGAAACGUCUACCACCUUAAAUGUUUCAUCUGUGCGACCUGUCGGAACCGGCUGGUACCAGGCGACCGCUUCCACUACAUCAAUGGCACCAUCUUCUGUGAACACGACCGGCCCGGGGGAGGUUUGCUCAGCGGACACACGACCCCCCUGCAGGCCAACAGCAUGAUAUCCGACCAGAAGGUCUGCUGAGGAAGACAGUGGGAACCGAAACAUGUGCCUUCUCCACCUUCCACCAUCAGCGUCGCCCUUUACGUCUGCCUAAGGGAAACUGUUGGAAUUUCAAGACUGUUGGAAUUUAUUUAUACCGUCACUUGUGUUUCUUGUGAACCGUAGCUCUGCUAUCCAAAAGACAUGGUAACAGGAAAAAGCAAAGGCCUGUGUGUCAUUGCUGAAUUCCAUGAUUUCUAAUGGAAUCAAUCCCCAGUGGACGCUGAAGAUGUGCGACACUCAAAGACUGAUGUUUGACGUACAACAUUAGAUGUGUUUUUAACUAAGAUGAACACAUUAUAUGUUAGUCCUUGUUGACAGUAAAUGUGCGUGAUGAACAUUUCAUUUACCCUUUUCUGCACAAGUGAUAUUAACCAUGUAAAAAUAAAUAGAAAGCCAUUAGCGAUGAAGCAUUUACCUCACAUAAUGUGUGGACAAAACAUGGCAGCGAACCUGACGUCCUUUUCUGCAUUUGCAGUGUCAUUUUCUUUCAUUUUUUUAUGUCCAUAUAUCUCAGUCAUAUUUAGAGUCAAGCAGAGGAAACCACUUUCUAUGUGGAAAUAUUAUUGCCGCAAUAUUCAGACGACUGUGUUGUUUCCGUGUUUAAAGAGAAGAGCGCCAAUCCAUCAACCACAAUUCAAGCUACGUUACAUUAAUCUGGUCGUGGCUUGCACUGUAAUAAUCCUACGAUGGAGUACUUGAAAGUGCAAGACUAUGGUCAAAUGAAAUUUGGCCAAACAGAUGUGUCACUCAAGUCUUGGGGGUGAACUCUGAUCUGCUAUGUCAUGUUUUUAGAGUUACAAAUGUGUUUUUGAAAUGGAAUGUCAAAAAAUGUGUGCUGAUUUAAUGACAAACUGAUCAACUCCUGCUACAGGAGAGUAGAAGAAGUGUCAACAGUAAAUUCCGAAAAGGAGGAGAUGAAGAAAGUGGCUUACUGUGGUCCUGAAAGACUUCCGAUUGGUGUUUCAGGAGAAAAACUGGCCUUGCGACCUUGUAUUGCAACAAAUAUGACAUGUUAACAGAAAUUAUUUUAGCUUUGUAAAGUCACAAAUUCCUCUUUUAUUCAGCUUCAAAGGCGUGUCCUUGUUGGUCAUGAGUCAGCCCCAGCCAUUGUACAUCUAGCAUCAAGACUGAAAAUGUUUCUCCAAUUCAAAACUUCUGUUUGAACUCUUCCCAUGAUGCAUCUCUGCAGACUAACAGUGCCAUCAACUGUUAGACAUGCCACUGACAUCCUGGUUUGUUUUUUUCAGCUAUGAAUGAGAUGAAUUUGAUGAAAGCGAAAAGAAAAUAUUGAAACUUGUUCAGUGAUUAUUGAGAAUGGAUUGUUGUCAGAUCAACCCCACUAUUUCAUGCUAUUCAUACCUAAAAGUAGGACAUCCAGCUUUAAUUCUAGACAAGUAGCGCAUUAAUGUCUGAACACAUGGAUGGAAUGGCUUUUGGAAAUGUGGCCGUGCUCAAGUGGCUCAGGUAUUCCUCGACGGCGGAGGCCCCGGGGCAGACCCAGGCAUGCUGGGGAGAUAACUGUUUGAAGGGCUGGAGGAGGUCUCGGGUGAAAGGGAAGGUCCUAGCUAGUCCCUGCUGCCCCCUCGACCCGACGUCAGAUAAGCAGAGGGAAAUGGACUGAAACACUCUUGUUGUCUCUCAAAAGGGCCGUCACCUACUUGUUUUUAAGGAUGAUCAGGCUAAAGCUACAUGAAGAGAGUGGAGUUCGCCGAAUGAAAACGAAGCACUUGCAGUUCUCAGACAAACAUGGCUGAUUACCCACAGGAAUGGGAUUUCAAAGGCCUAAGCCCGGGCCAUUACAGAAGCAAUUAAAGUGGGAUGCACUGGAGGCCUGCGUGGGCUUUAGCCGCACUCCAGUGUCGCAGACUAAUGAGGCCUAAUCUGGUGAGCUGGUCUAAUUAAAAGGGAGGGAGCUGUUUCCUGUGGGGACGCAGUAGUUUCGGGCCUGCGUCGCCGUCCACGGGAUAAAAAGGAAUAAAUGCUUUUGUCAAACCGAAGGAUUCAUUUUCCCUGCUUUUGCCUCUCAAAUAAAGCG